This is a messenger RNA of Bactrocera dorsalis (oriental fruit fly), 2641 nucleotides long. RefSeq lists its product as uncharacterized. Gene Ontology annotation, cellular component: nucleus. The transcript has 3 exons. Lineage: Eukaryota; Metazoa; Arthropoda; Insecta; Diptera; Tephritidae. Bases 1874 to 2641 code for a protein of 255 amino acids. The record is from RefSeq and is a predicted model, not a curated record.
AACACACUUACUGGUUAUUUUGCUCGAACCAUGUAUCAAGCUUUCAGUGAAAGGCUUACCACAGGAUUUACUUCUUGAAGCCCUUUUCCGGGAGCGUUCUCUAAAAAAUACAGUGAGUCAUUGUUGCAUGACUUGCUGUCUUCCAUUUCGACUGGGGACUCUGAAAAACAUUGUUUAGUGGCUGUCGCCUUGGUCCUGUUGCCCUAUCUGCAUUAUUGCACCUUUUUGGGGCCUGUUCGCCACUAGUUUGGAGCUUUGGAAAAGUGGUGGCCUACCUAAACUUAAUGAGUCAUCUUCCAUAGGCUCUGGGGCGUGCCCUUGGUCUUCCUUUCUGUUCAUAUCUGUUGUUGCCUUUUGACUAAAUGGGGGUUUCUCUCGUCUCCACGUUCAUCUUUAUUGUUUUUGCCUUGUUUUGCGUGCAGUCGAUUUCUAUUAUUUUCCCUCGCCUGCUCUUUUUCUACAAUACCUUUUGCUAAAGAUGCCGAAAACGUACUCUACGCUCCACUCUCUCUGGCAAGUGCCAAUGCAGACACUAAAUCUUUUGGCUGUGCCAGAAAAACAAUGGCCGGAAGGGGCAUUUUCAAUCCAGAAAUGAAGGCGUGGAGUGGGUCUGGCCUGAUUUCCUCGUUAAGCAGUGUAGCCUGCUCCGCCUCAUGUGACAUUAUAAUCUUGUUUCUAAUUAGGGUCAACUUCCUUCGAAAUCGUGGUUGUGGCGUGUUUGUGCAUCGAUUUCGCCCGUUUUCAUACUGUGAUAUAAGAAUGUUAAAAAAACCGAAAUAUGUACCUUCUUUAAUUGAAACUAGUCGAACAAAGGUUUUCCUUUAAUGGUUAUUUAACAAGUUUCAUUACUAGACUUCAAUUUUUACUAUAGUCACCCGAAAUUCAAGUCAUCUUAUAAUCAUAAUCACACUGUGGAACAUUUUUGGGAUUAUUGUCUGGGGGGUGAGAAAUUCCAAGUCAGGGUGAUGGUACUAGGUCAGUAUAGUAAAACCCUGAAAGGGUUUGGCGUUCAGUUUUUUUAUGGCCUUUUAAAUUUUUUCCUUAGCUUGAUGUUUUUUCGCGUACCACUUGUCCGAUUUUGAUGAAACAAAUUUAUAAAAAUUAAGAAUUACAAUUUCUAUUUGUUUUUAUUUAAAAAAGUGUCCUUUAUCGCCUUUUUUAUAAUUUUUUUUUAAGCAAUGUUUAAAUGAGUUAAGCAUCCCCGAACUUAAACCCGAAAAACUAGCACACACUAAUACUUGACGACACCACACUCGCACACAAGACAACUCACCACACUUGUCCAUCCACCCACUCAGCAUAAAGGAUGGUCCCCUGAGUAGAUUCGACACACAAUUCGACGUUAAGAUUUACUCUGCGCCGCGUCGACACCGUUCAACACAUUUCGACAUACAGUUCGUCCAUCAACAUAUCAACAUUCGUUUUGGAUACUUUUCGCUUCGACACUGCGCCAGGUCGAACCUUCCGCACAUUUACAUCGAUCGGAUGAAUCUUGCGCGCUGCGAUCAACAUUUGAUUCGACCGAGAUCCUGCAGGUCCUGUUUUCUCAUCUCGUCUCCUCGCCGUGGAGUUUCAAUCGCACAUUCACGCGUAGCGAGUGCAUAUAAUUACUUUUACAUACAUAUAACUACUUAUAAUGGUUCAAUGUAAUAUUUCAAAAUUUAUGGCGGGUAUUGUCACUUGCGAAGCGAAUGAAAAUUUUGGCGAGUUUCGCCGUGGCGAAUUGUAAGUUGCGAAUCUCUAACGAAUUCGCCAGAAAAUGGCGAACGAGUGGCGAAAAUAAAUUUCUGGUAUUGCCACUGGCGAAAAGACGUCAUUCGCUUCGCCAUUAGUGUCAAAAUUUGACGAAUGUAUUUUUUAUUCGCUAUUUGAAAUGGAAAGGACAACAAAACGUACAACAACGCAACAAUUUCAAAAAUUAGUUGCGUUAAUGGAAAAUAAUCCGGACGUCGCCAGAGGAAUGGGGAAUUUUGGAUCGACGAAGAAAAGCAGGGCAGAGCAAUGGGAUCUGUUCGCUGCCGAACUCAAUGCCAUUGGUCCACCAUUGCGAAACGGACGCGAAUGGAAUAAGGUUUGGUUAGAUUAUAAACUGAAACUAAAAAAAAAAAUCGCGACAAACCGACGCGAAACUGUUGCCACAGGAGGAGGACCUUAUGCUCAGCAAAGUUUAUCUCCAUUAGAGCAAAGUGUGGAUGAGCUUCUUCACCUUCAGGCGGCUGUAAAUCCUACAGGCUUAGCAUAUGGCUCUAAUGAAGUGGAAACUGCGGUAAAUAAUAAUGAAAUGCAGCCAGAAGAGCGCACGACCGUGGAAACACAACGAGCCAUGGAUUUGGCAUCGCAAUCCUCAAGCAGCCGUCCUAGAAUGACAGUAGAGGAACGUGAAGUCAUUCGGAUGAAAGCGUUGGAAAAGCAAGCCGAAGUGCAAGACAUCCUUUCCAACAAAAUUGCAAAAAUGGAAAGAAAAAUAGAUGAAAUUGCAAGGUAUGCAAGAAAAACUUAUGAACUUAAACAGGAAGAAAUUAAAUUAAUGAAAAUGAAAGAAGAAAGGAAGAAGGAAGAAUAUUUAGAGAAAAAAAAAAGACAUAAAGAAAAGAUGGAAAUAAAACUACAAAUUUUAAAAUUAAAAAUGCAAAAAAAAUAG